AAUAUACUCCAUUACCACAUACUACAUGGACCAUGGCCAGUACGGCCAGCAGGCGUUCACCACCGGCCACACAAGACUCCAUUUUAAUUCAAGAAUCCCUUCACUUGACUCGGAAGUACCAUUUUACAUGCGUCAAGUACUAAACCCUAAUGCACCACCACCUCAUACUUUUCGUGACAACCCCACCGUCACUCCUCCACCUCCCCCGCCUGCAUACUCACCUCAAACGGGAUGGAAUGGCUUUAACAGCGGUAUCAACCUGAACCAUGGUACCACCAGUUAUGCUCAGAGUACUACCAUCCGAUGGCCAAGACAAGAGACACUUGCACUUCUUGAGAUCAGAUCUCGACUUGACCUUUGUUUUAAAGAAGCCACAUCUUCAAACCAUAAAGCCCCUUUGUGGGAUGAAAUCUCGAGGAUAAUGAAUGAAGAGUAUGGGUACCAGAGAAGUGGAAGAAAAUGCAAAGAAAAGUUCGAAAAUUUAUACAAGUAUUACAAGAAGACUAAAGAAGGCAAAGUUGGAAAACAUGAUGGUAAACACUAUCGGUUUUUUCGCCAACUCGAAUUCCUCUUUGGAGAUCAACAUGAUCACCGAAGUAUCAAUAGCAAUAUCGUUAUUCAUCCCAGCAGCCAAUCGAAUAAUUCUGCUGAACAUGGAACACCAUCGUCAGAAAAGAUCCGAAGUGAUCGUAAGUUGAAAAAGAAGGAAAUGAUAGCUGUAAUUGAAGAGUCAAUGGAAUCACAAUUCUCGAAACUAAUGGCUAAACAAGAUGAAUUUGGCAAAAAGAUAUUGUGUACGAUCGAGCGUAAAGAGCAUGAGAGGGAGGUCAGCGACGAGGAAUGGCGAAAACAAGAGGCCGCUCGAUUGGAUCACGAAUGUGAAGCUUGGGCUAGCCAUGUAGCACGUAUAGAGACUCGCGACGAGUGUUUACUAAAUGCUUUACAAAACCUACUUAGGGUUAGAUCGAUUGGAUCUAGUUACAGAAGCAUGAUUCCUAUGGAGAAUUCUAAAGAGAUAAAUGGGUGCCUUGGUAAUUACGAAAAACAAAAAGAUUGGAUCGAAACUGAGAUCUGUAGCUUGAUUCGUAUACGAACAGAGAAAGAAUGCAGAUUUCAAGAUGUUAAUCAAGAACAUGGGGAGGGCCUUUGGCAGGAGGUAGCUUUCGAAUUGUCUCUUUUGGGAUACAGUAGAAGUGAUAGCGAAUGUAAGGAGAUAUGGGAAAAGAUUUGUGUGGAUUUUAACAAGACGAAGAUGGAAUGCGAGAACAUGAAGAAAGAGGAUUCUUCAAGAACGAGCAACUCCAUGGACGACAAGGAAGAUCGUAAUAGUUGUUUCAGCGUCACCGCAAUGAACAUUGACGGCGAGCGUUCGUGGGAAACUAUGUAAUAUUCCAGGUGAGUUAAAUCAUGUAUUUAUGCAAGUGAAAUUAAUGAAAUUUUAUCAAAAUGCAAGGGGC
Molecule: messenger RNA, 1457 nt
Organism: Lactuca virosa
Lineage: Eukaryota; Viridiplantae; Streptophyta; Magnoliopsida; Asterales; Asteraceae
Source: the annotation of a GenBank genome assembly